This is a messenger RNA of Adineta steineri, 975 nucleotides long. Lineage: Eukaryota; Metazoa; Rotifera; Eurotatoria; Adinetida; Adinetidae. The record is from the annotation of a GenBank genome assembly.
AUGCCCAGAUCAGAAUUAGAAAUGAUAAAUUCUCCACCAACAACAACCGAUCAAUUUCAUCAUUCCGAAACAAUAUGGCGUGUUAUUCUAGAUAUUACUAGUCUUAUAAUACUACUUGUUGUAACGGUUAUAUCACAUUUUGUUGCUAUACCAUUUACACGCGGUUUCUUUUGUUCGGAUGCAUCAAUAAAAUAUCCACUUAAAGGCAAUACUAUACCAACUUAUGCUGCAGUUAUUCUAUCAAUCGGUUUGCCACUUGUUGUGAUGUGGAUCACAGAAUUUACUAAAAAAAUGUAUUUUGGGCAUUAUCCAAAACAACGAUUCAUAACUCGUUUAGAAUUAUGUGGCACAAAAGUAGCAAGUAUUAGUCCAUUUGUUCGUAAUUUAUACAUGCUUACUGUGGUAUUUACUUAUGGUUACUUAACUACAUGGGUAUUAACUGAAGUAGCAAAAAAUUUUGUUGGAGAAUUAAGACCACAUUUUCUUGCUGUUUGUCAACCAAGUCUCGAUUGUACAACUAUUACAUCCUUGGAACAAUAUAAUUCAUAUCAACUACCUGAUCUUAAUUAUACAUGUAACAAUCCUGAUGCUACUGCUGUACGAGAAGCACGUCGAUCAUUUUUUAGUGGACAUACUUCUCCAAUUUGGUUCGGUUUUGGUUGGUUAAUUAUGUAUAUUCAUGUUUCAUGGUCAUGGCGUCAUCUUGGUAUUGUUGGUCAUUUACUUCAAACAGGUAUCGCUGUACUUGGGUUUUAUAUUGGAUAUACACGUAUAAGUGAUUUUCAUCAUCAUUGGCAUGAUGUACUUGUAGGUGGUAUUGUUGGCGCAAUCAUUGCUUUUGUAACAUUUAAAUUUAUUCUUAAUUGGCGUCAUUAUGAUCCAAAAUUUUUACCUCAUACAGUAUCCAAUCGAGGAAAAGCAUCCUUAACACAAAGUGAUACAAGUCGUGAUUAUAAUCAAACUGCUAAUUUUUAA